Messenger RNA from Acanthopagrus latus (yellowfin seabream), 1511 nucleotides. It is a transcript of the gene ifi30a, whose product is annotated as IFI30 lysosomal thiol reductase. Bases 138 to 905 code for a protein of 255 amino acids. Lineage: Eukaryota; Metazoa; Chordata; Actinopteri; Spariformes; Sparidae. Gene Ontology annotation, cellular component: lysosome. The record is from RefSeq and is a predicted model, not a curated record. The transcript has 7 exons. Gene Ontology annotation, molecular function: oxidoreductase activity, acting on a sulfur group of donors, disulfide as acceptor.
AAUGGGUCGCCUUCACGAGGAAGUAUGGAGGAGUAUUUAAAGUUUCACUGUGGAGAAGUCUAAACAGUCGGUCUCCGUUGUUUUGCUGGCGUCAAGUUGUUGUCUCUGUAGUCUAAAUCCACCCUGAGCAGCUGAAGAUGAAGGGCCCUUUGCUGCUAAUUCUAACCAUUUUGUUGAACACUCAGUUCGGCGGUGCCGUCCACUCCUCAUGCACCUAUUCUCCGCACAAGUGGUGCUCAUCUCUGGGCUCAGCUAUCAAAUGCGGGGUUUUUAAGCAGUGCCUUGAAUCCAACUUCACCAGGUCUCAUGAUUCAGUCGAUAAGGUCGAGGUGGCGCUCUACUAUGAGAGUCUGUGUCCCGGCUGCAGGAAUUUUUUCGUUUUCUCUCUCUUCCCGACCUGGUUAAUGCUGGCUGACAUCAUGACCGUCACUUUGGUGCCCUAUGGGAAUGCACAGGAAAAAAAUGUCACAGGGAAGUAUGUUUUCGAGUGUCAGCACGGCAAAGAGGAAUGUCUGGGCAACCUGAUUGAGACUUGUUUACUGAACAUGACUGAUCUGGCUAUCCCAAUGAUCUUCUGUAUGGAAUCCUCCACUGAUGUCAUCAACAAUGGCCAGAUGUGCACAAAACUCUACAAACCUGACUUGAACUGGGGCGACGUCAUGAAAUGUGUGAAUGGGGAUCAGGGAAACCAGCUGAUGCAUCAGAAUGCCUUGAAGACCAAAGCCCUGAACCCUCCACACGACUAUGUACCCUGGGUGACCAUUAAUGGGGAGCACACAGAAGACCUGCAGGAGAAGGCCAUGAACUCUCUCUUCAAUCUGGUCUGCAGCCUGUACAAGGGCAAAAAGCCUCCAGCCUGUGGUGGGAAACAGAAACACUUCAAAAGCCUCUGCCACAAUGAGUGAAGGAGCAGCACCGCACACGCCUAUAUGCUCUUUCUGUUCCAGGUGUGGCCACUAAAUAAGGAACACUGAGGAAUGUCAUCUGAUAAUUUUUUUUUUAAUAUGAUUUUUCACUGUUUCUAAAAAGGGAAAACAUUCACCUCACUUCAGAUUUACUUUGUAAAGGAAAAAAAGUAUUUUUUUUGUUUUUCAACAUUGAUAUCACGCUCAGGGGUAAGCUGUACCUACAAAGCUUUGCAUGACAUGUGGUCACUUAAAGAGGGAAAAAAAGGUCAUACAAAGGGGACGAGAUGGUUAAAUAAGUUGACUACAUCUAUCCAUGUCCCAGGGGAAAUAAAACAAACACUGAUUUGGUUUAUAGACAUGUAGUUAUAGUUCAUGUAGAAAUGGCUCAUUGUUACACAGACACGUCAUCACUCAUAUGCAUUCUAAUGCCGACACAACGUCACAUUUUCACUACACAUUUACAUGGGUGAAAAAAUUCAAGAUUUAAUUGCAGUGUCUACAGAAAAUGUGAAAAAAAGAAUCUUGUCAGUCAAAUUCAUCUCUAACUUUUUUUCUGUGUGUUUUGUCUCUUUUUUUGGCAAAUAAAUUGCACUCAAAAUACAA